Molecule: messenger RNA, 2225 nt
Organism: Columba livia (rock pigeon)
Lineage: Eukaryota; Metazoa; Chordata; Aves; Columbiformes; Columbidae
Product: olfactory receptor 14A16-like
Exons: 2
Coding region: 1028-1951 (307 amino acids)
Biological process (GO): G protein-coupled receptor signaling pathway
Cellular component (GO): membrane
Molecular function (GO): G protein-coupled receptor activity; odorant binding; olfactory receptor activity
Source: RefSeq, a predicted model, not a curated record
CCCCUUCCCUGCUCCAUGCUCUCCCCACAUCCCCAUCAGUGGCCGCUGCCUGUCAGGAGGCUGCUGCAGCGACUCCUGUGCCAGCUGCUGGGAAGCCGGACGGGAGGCUGGGCCUCAGUGGCCAGAGCCUUUUUUGCAGGGUGGUCUUUCAGCGCUUCACAAUGAGGAAAGUGUGUUUCUUACAGGCCAGGAAAAUACUGGUCCUGCUGCCAGACAUCAUGGACACCGUGCAGUAUGCCAGCACUGAUGUCAAGAGGAAGGCCCUGGUAGUCUGCAGGAACAUGACGGGUCACCUGGGCAGGGAGGAGGCGAGCCCCAUCACUCUGCAGCUGGCGGAGAGCCUCCUGCGCCUCUUUGAUGAUGUAAGGCUGCCGUGGGAGCCCCUGCCCCAGCCCUACAGAUGGGCACUCGGCAAAGACAGCUGCCCCUCAGCCCAGCCCUGUGGGCAGCCCUCGGGCAGGGCUCCCCUCGUGCUCCUCUUGCGUGGCCUUUCAGGGCUCUGGGGCCAUUCAGCCUCAGCUGCGGCUCUGGCCCACGGCUCCUGUGGUGGGGAUCCGACCCCUCACAUCAGCCACGCUGACGCCCUUGCUCACCGUGGGCUGGGAGUGGCUGGUGCUGAAGUUCCCCAUCCUCCUCCCUACCAGGAGUCCAGCCUGGUGCGGGAGCUCUCCAUCAGCCUCUUCAGAGAUGUGCUGGAGACUGUGGUGGGGAGAAACAAGAAGAUGAUGAGGAGGACAGUGAAGCUGGUCCUGCUCCCGCUGUUCCUCCGUAUGCAGGACCAGAGCAAGAGCGUGGCCAAGGUGCAGUGACCAGAGUUGUUGGGAAGGGUCAAGAGGAGGGAGGGUGCCAGGUGUCCUCCCCUGGGCUGUGGUGCCAUCUCCCAGCCUCUGCUUCUCUGCAGGCCUCUAGGGACACCCUGCUGGCCUGUGCAGAGUUCCUGGGCUGGAGGAAGCUCAGCACCCUGGUCCAGACGCAUCAGACACAUCGCAUUGGAGAGUGUUUGGUCCCCAAGUCCAAGAGGCAGAAAAUGUCCAACAGCAGCUCCAUCGCCCAGUUCCUCCUCCUGCCGUUCACAGACACACGGGAGCUGCAGCUCUUGCACUUCUGGCUCUUCCUGGGCAUCUACCUGGCUGCCCUCCUGGGCAACGGCCUCAUCAUCACCACCAUAGCCUGGGACCAGCACCUCCACACCCCCAUGUACUUCUUCCUGCUCAACCUCUCCCUCCUCGACCUGGGCUCCAUCUCCACCACUGUCCCCAAAUCCAUGGCCAGUUCCCUCUGGGACACCAUGGCCAUCUCCUACACAGGAUGUGCUGCCCAGGUCUUUGUCUUACAUACUGCAGCAGAGUUUUAUCUCCUUGCCAUCAUGUCCUAUGACUGCUACGUUGCCAUCUGCAAACCCCUGCACUACGGGACCCUCCUGGGCAGCAGAGCUUGUGUCCACAUGGUAGCAGAUGCCUGGGCCAAUGGGGUUCUCAUGGCUCUGCUGCACACGGCCAAUACAUUUUCACUGCCGCUCUGCAAGGGCAAUGCCCUGCACCAGUUCUUCUGUGAGAUCCCCCAGAUCCUCAAGCUCUCCUGCUCAGAAACCUACCUUAGGGAUGCUGGUUUGCUUGUGGUCGGUGUCUUAACAAUAUUUGGGUGUUUUGUAUUCAUUGUGCUAUCCUGUGUGCAGAUCUUCAGGGCCGUGCUGAGGAUCCCCUCUGAACAGAGACGGCACAAAGCCUUUUCCACGUGCCUCCCUCACCUGUCUGUGGUCUCCCUGUUUGUCAGCACUGGCAUGUUUGCCUACCUGAAGCCCUGUUCAAUCUCUUACGCGUUGCUGUAUCUGGUGGUGUCAUUUCUGUACUCAGUGGUGCCUUCAACACUGUACCCCCUCAUCUACAGCAUGAGGAACCAGGAGCUCAAGGAUGCCCUGAGAAAACUAAUGGCUGGAUUUCAAAAGCAAUAAACUGCCCAGCUUCUUCACAUCACCCAUGAUAUAACUCAUGACAUGUCCAGCCUUUCUUUUGUACAGUUUGUAGUUGCAGAUUUUUGUUUGGAGUUUGGAGAAGGCUUGUUUCAUUUUGCUGUUUUUAUCCAGUGAUAAUAUCGUUCAGAAACAAAUGUCAUUAUUCAUCCCAGUUCUAAUUUACCAUCUACCUUUACAGUCUGAGUCACAGACCUUGUAAACGAGAAGCCAUGCUCUCUGUGUAUUUAAACAAAAUAAAGGACCAUGCAGUGAA